CUAUCUAUGAGGUCCAACAUCCGUGACUUAGAUAAAUAAUACCAACACACUUCCGCGGCAUACUUUGCACUUACUCUUCUCACACUCUCUCUUCUCUUUUCUCUCUCAAUUCUUCAUCACAAAAAUUCACAACAUGUUCUGAACUUUAUAUCCAAAUUCACCACCAACAUUUCUCUCAUCAGAUCCUAGUUGCUGAUGGGAAGAAAAGGAGGAAGCUGGUUUUCCUCUGUCAAGAAAGUUUUCAAGUCUUCUUCAUCUUCUAAAGACACGACAGCGCCCGUCUCCACGCCGGUGCAGCCAGACAAAAAGAAGGAAAACCGAGAGAAAUUGGGGAAUGAAGUGGCAGAGGAGGUGUCAUUCGAGCAUUUUCCAGCAGAGAGUUCACCUGAUGAUGUAACCAAUGAGGGGAGUACAACAUCAACUCCUGCGAGAGAUGAUAGAACUCACGCGAUUGCUGUUGCAGAAGCCACCGCAGCAGCUUCAGCAGCUGCAACAGCAGCUGCUCAAGCUGCUGCUAGAGUCGUAAGAUUGGCCGGGUAUGGACGCUAUAACAAGGAGGAAAGAGCAGCAACAUUCAUUCAAUCAUACUACAGAGGAUACCUAGCUCGACGUGCUUUGCGCGCAUUGAAGGGGUUAGUGAGGCUGCAGGCGUUGGUGAGGGGACACAACGUGCGGAAGCAAGCUCAAAUGACAAUGCGGUGUAUGCAAGCGUUGGUACGGGUGCAGGCGCGAGUGAGAGCGCGACGACUUCAAUUGAGCCACGAGAAUGUUGAGAAGGAAAUGGAUGACUGUGAAGAAGAAGAAUUUGUGAGACAGCAGGAGAGUUUUACUAAGCCUAUGAGUCCUAUGAGAAGGUCUUCAGGGAUUAGUAAUAAUAAUGGCUUGGAUCAUAACAAACGUCAAAGUAGCAAAAAAGCUAAAGAAGGUGAUUUGAAAAAACAUGAAGCUGCAAUGAAGAGGGAAAGAGCUCUUGCCUAUGCUUUCAAUUAUCAACAGCAACAGCAAAAGCAACAUCUACUACAUAGAGAUAAAAAUGGUGAAGAUGUUGAUAUGAGAAGCUAUGAUCCUAAUGAUAAUGAAAAAGGCCAAUGGGGUUGGAAUUGGUUGGAGCGUUGGAUGUCAUCACAACCCUACAAUGCAAGAAACUUAGGACAACGUGAAACCUCUUACAUGACACUACCUUCCACAACAUCAACAACAACAGAUAACAUGUCUGAAAAAACGGUUGAAAUGGACAUGGUUGCAACACCAAGUAGAAACAACUUCAAUAUGGGCUUAAUGGGCCAAGAUUUUCAUGAUGCAAGUCCAGCUUUCAAUAGGGUCCAUCAGAGACCGCCAAGCCCGGGUCGACCUAGUUACAUGGCCCCAACUCAAUCUGCUAAGGCUAAGGUUAGAGUUGAAGGCCCAUUUAAGCAGAGGGUUUCAUCUGGGCCUUACUGGAACACGUCUACGAAGGGAGGAUCUGUUAUUGGAUCGGGCUGUGACUCGUCUAGCUCGGGUGGUGGAACAGCUACUUAUCAGAUUCCGAGAAGCCCAGGCCCGAGAGUUAACGGUGUUCGUUCGCAGUCUAAUCGGAUUGUGGGUAGUAGUCAAGAGUUUGUUGAGGAUUGGGCCCUUCCACUUGGAGCCCAUGGUUGGGCUUAAUUUGCUUUUUGAAAAAUAAUAAUAAAGUGUUUAUAUGUUCUUUGAUUGAAUGUAUGGUAUGUAUUUGUAUUUAUGAAGAGUUUAAUAAUGCUUUUGUUAUGAACAAUUUUUUUGGGAUUGUAAUAUCUAUUGAAGAUAUUUAAUAUUGUAUAUCACAUGUAAGAUGAUGAUGGUAUUUGCUUUUGA
Molecule: messenger RNA, 1830 nt
Organism: Vicia villosa (hairy vetch)
Lineage: Eukaryota; Viridiplantae; Streptophyta; Magnoliopsida; Fabales; Fabaceae
Product: protein IQ-DOMAIN 21-like
Exons: 5
Coding region: 196-1644 (482 amino acids)
Molecular function (GO): protein binding
Source: RefSeq, a predicted model, not a curated record